Messenger RNA from Astyanax mexicanus (Mexican tetra), 3294 nucleotides. Its product is annotated as NACHT, LRR and PYD domains-containing protein 3-like. The record is from RefSeq and is a predicted model, not a curated record. Bases 115 to 3294 code for a protein of 1059 amino acids. Lineage: Eukaryota; Metazoa; Chordata; Actinopteri; Characiformes; Acestrorhamphidae. The transcript is spliced from 8 exons. Gene Ontology annotation, molecular function: protein binding.
ACAGCUGGGACAGGUGACAAGCUUCAAAAGAAGAUUAAAGACCAUCUAAAGCACAUUUUACAUGAGCUUGAAAAAAGAAUACAUGGAUUCAUAAAACAAGAGCUUGAAAUCUACAUGACACAUCUAAUGAAAAGGAACAUAAAAAAUAAUGAUGUGGAGAAAGACACUUGGAAUUUGAAACAGGGAGUUCUGAAUAUGACACAGUACUUCCUGAAGAAAAUGAACCAUGAAGAUCUUGCUGAGGCUCUACAAAAAGAACUGACUGGAAUUCAAGAGCAUGCACUCAAAUGUAAACUGAGUGAAAAGUGUCGGCAUGUUUGUGAAGGAAUUGCACAUCAAGGAGAGUCUACCAUCCUGAAUAAGAUCUACACAGACCUGUACAUUACUGAAGGUGCUGCUGGACAGGUAAACAAACAACAUGAAGUGAGACUUAUCCAAAAAAACAAUGUAAAAGCAGAUGCAGGUCAGCUUCAGCAAGAUGUACAGAUCGAAUGCAAGAACAUGUUUGAACCUUUACCUGAACAAGACAGGCCAAUCAGAACUGUUCUGACACAGGGAGUUGCAGGAAUUGGAAAAUCAAUAUGUGUGCAGAAGUUCAUUUUGGACUGGGCCGAAGAAAAAGAAUACAAGGACAUCCAGUUCACAUUUCCACUUCCUUUCCGGGAAUUGAACUUGAAGAAAGGACGUCAGAGUUUGAUGGACAUCAUCUGUUUUUUCUUCCCAGAGACAGAAGGGCUAAGAUUAACUGAUCAGCACAAUGUCAUGUUCAUUCUUGAUGGACUGGAUGAAUGCCAACUUCCUUUGGCAUUCCAGAAAAAUGACAGUAUAAAUAAUGUCUCUGAAGCAGCUCCACUGGAUGUUGUACUAACAAACCUCAUCAAGGGAAAUCUGCUCCCCUCAGCUCAGAUCUGGAUAACCACUAGACCAGCAGCAGCCAAUAGAAUCCCUGCAGAGUGUGUUCACCGAAUGACAGAGCUGCGUGGCUUCAAUGAUCAGCAGAAGGAGCAAUACUUUAGAAAGAGAAUCAGUGAUCAGGUUAUGGCCAACAAAAUAAUUGACCACAUUAGAGAAUCUAGGAGCCUGUACAUCAUGUGCCAUAUCCCAGUCUUCUGUUGGAUCUCGGCCACUGUGCUUAAAAAAAUUCUGGAAGAAACAGAGAGUGAGGAAACCCCAAAGACACUGACGAACAUGUACACAUGCUUUCUGAUCUUUCAGGCAGUGCAGGGAAAUGUGAAAUACACAGGAAAGAAUGACUUUGACAUCCCGUGGGACAAAGAGGCCAUUCUGACACUAGGAAAACUGUCUUUUCAACAUUUGGAAGAAAGCAAUCUGAUCUUCUAUAUAGAAGAUCUAGAAGAAUGUGGAAUUGACCCCAGUAAGAUACUGACAUGCUCAGGACUGUGCACUCAGGAGACUGUUAGAUUUCUCGGUACAGUUUUCAGCUUUGUUCAUCUAAGCAUUCAGGAGUUCCUUGCUGCUGUGUUUGCAUACUUAUCACUCAGAAAUGACAACAGGAAUGUUUUUAAACCACAGUCCACAUCACAGGAGAGCAAAACUACAGAGCUCAUUGAUUUUCUCAAGACUGCAGUAGACAAGGCUUUGGAGAGUGACCAUGGCCAUCUGGACCUCUUCCUUCGCUUCCUUCUGGGUCUCUCACUAGAGUCUAAUGAGAAGCUCAUCCGAGGUCUGUUGACUCAGACAGGAAGUAGUUCUGACUGCAGAAAGGAAAUAGUCGAGUACAUCAAGAUAAAGUUUAAGGAAAAUCCCUCUCCAGAGAGAUCCAUCAAUCUGUUCUACUGUCUGAACGAGUUAAACGAUGAUUCUCUUGUGAAAGAGAUUCAAAGUUACAUGAAUUCAGGAAGUCUCUCUGAAGCUAAACUCUCACCUGCUCAGUGGUCAGCUCUGGUCUUUGUGCUGCUGACAUCUAAAGAGAAGCUGGAUGAGUUUAAUCUAAAGAAGUUCAUCAGAUCCGAGGAGUGUCUUACCAGACUGUUACCAGUGGUUAAAGAAGCCAAAACUGCUCUGCUCAGUGACUGUAACUUGACAAAGAGAAGCUGUUCAGCUCUGCUCAACGUUCUCAGCUCAGAACCCUCUACACUGACUCUGCUGGAUCUGAGCAACAAUCCUAUACAGGACACUGGAGUAGAGCUUCUCUCUGAAGGACUGAGAAGUUCAAACUGUAAACUGGAGACACUGAAGAACAACGAUGAUGAUCUAACAGAAGAAAGCUGUUGUGCUUUAGCUCCAAUUCUCACCUCAUCCUCUCUGGUAGAACUUGACCUGAGCAAUAACAACCUGCAGGAUUCAGGAGUGUUGAAGCUCUGCACAGCUCUGGAAAAUCCUCAGUGUAAACUGGAGACUCUGAGGCUUUCAUAUUGUUGUGUAAAGGAGGAUGGCUAUGAAGCUCUGGCUUCAGCUCUGAGCUCAAAUGCCUCUUCACGUUUAGUAGAGCUGGAUCUCAGAGGGAAUGACCCUGGAGACAAAGGAGUGGAGCGGCUUGUUGACUUAUUUGUGAAACAGUAUUGCAAUCAGAAAAAACUAAGGCUGCUGAAAAGUGAUGCUGCAGAGGAAGCCUGCACUCAUCUUAAACGCAUUCUGGACGAAGACCCCUUAGUGCAGAGAAAGUUGGAUAUGAGUAACAUUGACCCAAAUAAGAUAACAGUGAAGCAGAUGUCUGAUCUACUGGAGGAUCCACAUUGCAGACUAAGGAAACUCACCCAGGGAACGGCUCUGUCGUUAAGCACCUGGAGCAACCAGCUUGUGUUCAGCACCCGGAGCGUCCGGCUCUCUCAUUCAGUGACCGGAGCGAGUGGCUCUUGUUCAGCGCCCGGAGCGACCGGCUCUCUCAUUCAGCACCCGGAGCGUCCGGCUCUCUCAUUCAGCACCCGGAGCGUCCGGCUCUCUCAUUCAGCACCCGGAGUGACCGGCUCUCUCAUUCAGCGACCGGACCGAGUGGCUCUCAUUCAGCGACUGGACCGAGUGGCUCUCAUUCAGCGACCGGACCGAGUGGCUCUCAUUCAGCAACCGGAGCGACCGGCUCUCUCAUUCAGCACCCGGAGCGACCGGCUCUCUUGUUCAGCACCCAGAGCAACCGGCUCUCAUUCAGCACCCGGAGCGACCAGCUCUCAUUUAGCGCCCGGAGCGACCAGCUCUUUCGUUCAACGCCUGGAGCGACCGGCUAUCUCAUUCAACGCCUGGAGCGACCGGCUCUCAUUCAGCACCCGGAGCAACCAGCUCUCUUGUUCAGUGCUGCCAAAAAAUCUCAAAUUGCAGAAAAUUCCUAAAAACAGGUAG